This is a messenger RNA of Phacochoerus africanus (Common warthog), 1686 nucleotides long. It is a transcript of the gene RTP4, whose product is annotated as receptor transporter protein 4. The transcript has 2 exons. Lineage: Eukaryota; Metazoa; Chordata; Mammalia; Artiodactyla; Suidae. The record is from RefSeq and is a predicted model, not a curated record. Gene Ontology annotation, biological process: protein targeting to membrane; protein insertion into membrane; detection of chemical stimulus involved in sensory perception of bitter taste. The coding region runs from base 15 to 1667 and encodes 550 amino acids. Gene Ontology annotation, cellular component: cytoplasm. Gene Ontology annotation, molecular function: olfactory receptor binding.
UUAACUCAGUCAACAUGGAUUCCAAAGCUCAGAGCAAGAGAAUGAUCACGGAUGUUGAGACAUGGGAGAAGACAUUUCAAGAACUGAUCUGGCAGGAGAAACCCCGGGCCAGAUGGACCCUCAAAUUGGAUGGGAACCUUCAGCCAAACUCCAUGGCUCUAGGGUGGAAGCAAUACCAGCAGAGAGCUUUUGGCAGGUUUCACUGUUCCUCAUGCCAUCGAAGCUGGGCUUCUGCCCAAGUACAGGUCCUAUGUCACAUGAAUCUGGAGCACCAGAAGUCCCAGGGCCAGGUGCGUAUGCGGCUCUUUGGUCAGAGGUGCCGGAGGUGUUCCCGGUCUCAAUUUGAGAAGCCUGAGUUCUCCACGCAGAGUACGGAGAGGAUCCUGACAAACCUGGUACAGCGUAUUCUAGAGCGAUUCUACAGAAACGGCAUCAGGAAGGUCUCAGAGAUACCAGUGAUCCUGGAGUUGCCUUUGGUUGGAUCCCACGACAAGGUCAACUGUGAGGCAUGCGUUUUGGGCCACUGUGUACAGAACUUACAAAACAGUGUGACAGAGUCAGCCAAACCUCCUCUCUUCUUGGAAAUUGGGAGUUCUUCUCCUUGCAUUGGUGACCUUUGUGGCCAAAACCGAGCCAGAAACCAGUCAACUGAGGAAAAGGAGUCUCCAAGGAGUGGACGUUCUCAUGUCCAUAAGAGCUCAGGGCCCUGCCAUGCCACCACUGGGAUCCAAGGGCCUAGAGCAGGACUUCAGCCCAAACAGGAGAUGGGCCAACUGCUCAUUCGAGGGGCAGACCAGCAGGCCACACACAAAACAACCCCACAGCUCAUCCGAGUAGCAGGAUCACUUCCCCCAGGGUGGACAGACCCACGGCCCAUACAAGUAGUAGGUCCACUACCUACAGGGUGGGCUCAUUCACAAUCCACUCUGGGAACAGGACCACAGGCCCCCCGGAAGACAUAUUCUCAGGCUAUAAGAAUGGCAAGCCAACAGUCAACACAGGAGGCACAAGCCACAAAAGGGGCAGGUCUUCAGGCCACAAAGGUGACAGACCCACAGCCUGCAAGGGGGACAAUCCCAAGGGCCACAUCAGGGUCAGACACUCAGGCUACAGGAAGGGCAAGUGCCCCACCACUGGGGUCAAGCUCACGGCCCACAAUGGGGGAAAUCCCCAAGGUCACAUCAGGACCAGACACUCAGGCUACAAGGAAGGCAAGUGCUCCACCACUGGAGUCAAGCUCACAGCCCACAAUGGGGGCAAUCCCCAAGGUCACAUCAGGACCAGACACUCAGGCUACAAGGAAGGCAAGUGCUCCACCACUGGAGUCAAGCUCACAGCCCACAAUGGGGGCAAUCCCCAAGGUCACAUCAGGAUCAGACACUCAGGCUACAAGGAAGGCAAGUGCCCCACCACUAAAAUCAAACUCACGGCCCACACAGGGGACGGGCCCCAUAGCUACACAUGAGUCUGAGACCUUCAGUGGAAGUCAAGCUGCCUGGGGCAAGCAGGAGAGGCGCUCACCCAGAGGGUCUGCUCCAGACAGCUUUUUCAGAUUAUCUCCCUCAGUGCCACCAAAUGAUCCCUUUGGCCAGGAGCAGCUCAGGUGGGGCACUGUCUGUGCCUGUGUUGUUGCUCUGUUUACCUUUCUUGUAUCUAAAUACUUAUAAGUAGAACAAUGUAAAAGAC